Molecule: messenger RNA, 2454 nt
Organism: Beauveria bassiana ARSEF 2860
Lineage: Eukaryota; Fungi; Ascomycota; Sordariomycetes; Hypocreales; Cordycipitaceae
Product: guanylate kinase
Exons: 5
Coding region: 1-2454 (817 amino acids)
Biological process (GO): mRNA export from nucleus; regulation of DNA-templated transcription elongation
Cellular component (GO): THO complex part of transcription export complex
Source: RefSeq, a predicted model, not a curated record
AUGCCUGCCCUAGAUAUGGACAAGCCUCGCAUGGCCUCCGUUGAUGCGUUCGGGAAGCUUCUUUCUAGUCUACUUGACGAGGCCUCUGUAAUCAAGCAGUCAUCGAGCAUCGAGCCCGCGCUUACCAUGCCCGACUUUGCAGACCUGGACUCGCGGGUUGACGCGGCGCUGCCGCAACAAGGGGAAGAGGCUACAGACAGUGAUGCGGCCGUAGCAGACCUGAAAAGCAGGCAAUUCGCGAUUGUCGAAGGCGCAUCCAGAGAUCUUUUCGGUGCAUUGAUAGCGUCAAUCCCGAUUGAUUCUCCCAAAUUCGUGCGCAUGUGGAAUUUUCUCGACAUCCUCUCUAUACUCUCCGACGGCGGUCAAUGCGAUCCGGCGCUUGUAUUUUGGCUGGUAGAAGAGCUGCUCGACAGCCAAACAAUUGCGGGAUGUCGCCACAUCUUUGAUUUUCUUGAAUCUCGACGAGAGCGCAUGACUGCCAAGAACUUUUCGCAAAAGAAAUUAGUCAUACUUCGCAGCUGUAAUGAGCUUCUACGUCGACUUUCAAGGGCAGAGGAUACCGCUUUCUGCGGUCGCGUCUUCAUCUUCAUGUUUCAGUGCUUUCCUCUGGGCGACAGAAGUUCGGUCAACCUACGCGGCGAGUACCACGUCGAAAAUGUGACAGCAUACGAAACGACUGCAAACGGCGAUGCUACGAAGAUGGAUGUCGAUGCCGAGACCAACGGCGAGGAAAUGGCCGACGCAAAAGACGGCAAGCCCAAAGAAGGAAGCAGCCGCCUCAGCUCUGAGGAACUGUACCCUUUGCUCUGGUCGCUACAAGAAAGCUUCAGUCAACCGACAACACUUUUCGAUUCCGCCAAAUUUUCUCAUUUUAAACACAGCCUAGAAGAGACCAUGAAGGCUUUCGAAUCGCUGCAUGCCGACGACCAAAGAUCGCUGAAGCGCAAGCGCAAUGACGAAGGCGCAACAACAAUAGCGGAAGCUUUCAAUCCAAAGUACCUGACAAGCCAGGAUCUAUUCGAGCUCGAGAUAAGUGACUUGUCGUUCCGACGACAUGUCCUCGUUCAAGCUCUCAUUAUAACAGACUUUCUGCUGUCUCUAUCUGCCGAAGCAAAGCAAAAGCUUACCGGUGUCCCUACAGCAAACAAGGCUGUUGUGUACAGCGAACAACUCAGCGAGGAAGAUACAAAAUGGGCAACAGAUACCAAGCGGCGGAUAUCCGAAUAUCUAAGGCAAGGCUUCGACGGCCCUUACUUUUUCCGCAUGGUGGAGACGGUGCUCGCGCGCGACAAGAAUUGGGUGUUCUGGAAGAUGGCCAGCUGUCCUCCCAUAGAGCGGGAGCCCGUGACGGCGGCCGACUUUGUCGCGGCCAGGUCGUCGGCCGAGCGCAUGGCCACCAGCAAGCGCCUGCGCCCGACACCCAUCGGCGCUGUCUCUAUGGCGUUCCUCGACCGGAGCGCAUCGUCAGCGACCCUGGACGAGCUCCGUCCGCCGGCGCGCUAUCAGCUCCCCGAGCUCGCGAGCUUCCAGCGGCCCAUUGCCGACGACGACUUUGAGAUUGGCAUGCCCGCCAGCGACGCCUCCCGGGCCGCCGCUGUCCACGGCAAAUCGAGCAAGAGCUGGCGCGCGCUGCGCAUAGCCGCCCGCACCCGCCUUGCCGCCUUUGACAAGAUUGACGACCCCCAGCAGAUUGCCGUCGUCUUUGCGGAGCCGACCGACGACGCCGACGACAACGAGGCAGAAAACGUCGAUAAUGACGCCGCCGCGUCGGAGGAGGACAUGCCGUCGAACCGCGCGGCCGUCAUCCUCGCCAGCUCCUCGCACGAGACGCUCUGCGCCGUUGUGGCCCGGCUGCUGGAGAAGCACAGAGGCGUGUUCGGGCUCGUUGUGCGGCACACGACGCGCGCCGCGGCUGAGGGCGAGUCCAACGGCAAAACGUUUCACUUUGUCAGCGCGCCAGAAUUUAACCAGCUGCGCGAUAGCGACCGCCUGGUCGAGCACGGCGAGCGCGACGGCAGCCACUACGGCACGAGCACCAAGGCGAUCGACGCCGUGACGGAAGUCGGCAAGAUUCCCAUUAUCCAGCUCGACAUUGAGGCUGCGCAAUUCGCCAAGGACAUGGAUUUCGAGGCGCGCUACAUCCUCGUCGACACGCCGAGCUCCGCGAUCGACAAGGUCGGCGAGGUAUACGACGCCAUGAUCGGCAUCGCCGACGACAACGAAGAUGAUGUUGACAACGCCGCCGCGAAGCUGAGUACUUUCCUGUACAAGGGCGGCGCCAGCGCCCCUACCGAGGAAGACGACGAUGGCGGUGGUGAGGCUAUGGAAGACACCAAGCCCGAGGCCGACGACAAAGAGAGUGGCUCGGAAGACGGUGGCGGUGGCAGAGAGGAAGAGGAAGAGACACCAGCCAAUGGGGACGCUGACAUGGCAGAUGCAGAAGCGAAGCCCUAG